AAGAAAGUUUUACGGCCAGGAUCAAUGUCCGAUCAUGGGAACCAAACCGAGAAAGAAGAGGAUGACAGUGAAGCGGUGGAUUAGUGUGAAACUCGGUGAUAUAAAGGAAUACAUACUAUAUAAAAACUCAGCUGAUGUGGCUCAUUUCUGUCCAGUCCUGGGAUAUUUGGUUCUGCUGUAUAUGCUGUUCUUUCAGCUUCAUGGGUUCAUUCCAGACAACUGGGAAUCAACAAAGAUGUAUAUACCUCCUACACCAGUUCCUCAAGAAGACAUCGGCAAUAUGGAGGACCUCAAGGAUGGUAUAACAUUUGUCACAGCUUACUUUGAUCUUGGUACUUUUAAAAAAGGAUCGAUGGUAUUCAAAUACUUUGGAAAACACACGUAUAUGAAUUGGAUGGCUGCAUAUUCAAAAUUCAACAACUCUGUGAUUUUUUUUACGGAUUCAUCUGAUAUGGAAGAUUUGUUUCGUGAUAUCAGAAAACAGUUUCCUAGCCAUAUGACACGCGUUAUCAGAAUAGAACAGGACAAAUUAUGGUCAUUCAGAUUAGCCCCACAGAUUAAACAGAUAUAUUUGCAGCCAGGGUAUCCGAAAUACCCCCCAAACACUGUCAAGGAAAAAUACCCCUGUGCUAUGCAUGUGAAAUAUGAAGCCCUUGAAAUGGUGAUUCGCCAAAAACUAUAUGAUACCAAACAUUUAGCGUGGAUUGAUAUAGGAUAUUUUCGUGAUAAAGAGACAAAAACAUUUACAUUAGAAACGCCUGAUGAUUUUAAAGAUGACCAUAUAGCUUUCAUGCAAAUAGAUAAAUUUUAUGAAGGUCUAUUAUCUCGAGAUGUGAUAUGGAACAAUAUGGUUUGGAUAGCUGGUGGAAUGUUCCUCGGUCGACCUGAUUAUCUGUUAACCUUCAUAGCUGAUUACAAACGUGCUGUGGAGAGCUUGAUAGCAGAGAAACUGAUGAGUACUGAUCAACAAAUCUUGUAUAUCAUGUAUUCCAAGCAGACACACAUAGGUGCACGUGUACCCAUCCAAGUAUAUUACCACAAAUGUCGUUGUGACUGGUUUUUCUUAGGUACUCUCUGUCGUUAUGUCUGGGAGAAGAAACACUGGUAUCGUCCACGUUUAGGCUAUUUUUUGUCAUUGGCUCUGUGAUUAGUCCGUCCCUAGUGACUAUGAUGUUCUGUUAGUUGUUCGAUGGAAGGUGUUUUCCAUCCUGAAUUUUAGUUGAGGAUGUCUCUUGUAACCAACUCUUUGGGUUUCCUUUGUAGUCCUGAAUCAAAUUAAUUGUUAAUUGAGCAAUUAAUGUUUGUGGAUUUGGUCUCCAAGACAGGAAAGUUAUUAAGGCAUCAAAUUUAUAUUUUCAUUUCAUGUCAGACUUUAGACUGAAAUUCUGAAGGCUCAUUGAAGCUUGAA
Messenger RNA from Ylistrum balloti, 1408 nucleotides. RefSeq lists its product as uncharacterized. NCBI's taxonomy places the organism in Eukaryota, Metazoa, Mollusca, Bivalvia, Pectinida, Pectinidae. Bases 35 to 1147 code for a protein of 370 amino acids. The transcript is spliced from 4 exons. The record is from RefSeq and is a predicted model, not a curated record.